This is a messenger RNA of Populus euphratica (Euphrates poplar), 916 nucleotides long. Its product is annotated as malignant T-cell-amplified sequence 1 homolog. Lineage: Eukaryota; Viridiplantae; Streptophyta; Magnoliopsida; Malpighiales; Salicaceae. The transcript is spliced from 8 exons. The record is from RefSeq and is a predicted model, not a curated record. Gene Ontology annotation, molecular function: RNA binding. Bases 117 to 662 code for a protein of 181 amino acids. Gene Ontology annotation, biological process: formation of translation preinitiation complex.
UAAAAGAAACAAAUACAAAACCGAAAAAGAAAAAUCAUUAUUAUUAGAUUAGAUCGAUGCAAACCCUAUAAAAACGCUAAAUUUAAUCAAUCUCUUACUCUUUAUUCUCUUAAAAAAUGUUCAAAAAGUUUUCAAGUGAUGAAGUAUCGUCACAAAACCAAGUGAAAGCAUCAGUUCAACGAAAAAUUCGACAAAGCAUUGCUGAUGAGUACCCUGGGCUUGAACCAGUAUUGGAUGAUUUGCUUCCAAAGAAAUCCCCUUUAAUUGUUGUUAAAUGUCAGAAUCAUUUGAAUCUGGUGGUGGUGAAUAACGUGCCAUUGUUUUUUAAUAUAAGGGAUGGACCUUACAUGCCUACUCUACGACUUCUUCAUCAAUAUCCAAACAUAAUGAAAAAAUUGCAAGUUGACAGGGGUGCCAUAAAAUUCGUCCUUUCUGGUGCUAACAUAAUGUGUCCUGGACUUACAUCUCCCGGCGGUGCAUUAGAUGAUGAAGUAGAUGCAGAAACUCCUGUGGCUAUAAUGGCUGAAGGAAAGCAACAUGCUCUCGCUAUUGGCUUUACAAAAAUGUCAGCAAAAGACAUAAAGACAAUCAACAAGGGAAUUGGUGUGGACAACAUGCAUUAUCUCAAUGAUGGCCUUUGGAAGAUGGAGCGUUUGGAUUGAGGUUUUCUCCCAGAAAAACUGCAGUGUUGUCGUUUAUACAAGACAGAGCAUAUAUUAUUUGCCACGACGCGGCUACGCAGAUGUCCUGUCUCCUGAUGUUGCUAAAGUAGUUUGUGUGAAGUUUUCUUUGCUCGUUGUCACCUUUUUUCCCUGUACACAACAGAAAUUGAUUUUACCAUGUAGAUCUACCGUUUAAUGAGUCGAUCAUGGAUAUUACUUUUCGCAGAUAUCUUGAGAACAGUGGUGGCUAUAUC